Messenger RNA from Cladocopium goreaui, 1552 nucleotides. The record is from the annotation of a GenBank genome assembly. Lineage: Eukaryota; Dinophyceae; Suessiales; Symbiodiniaceae.
GACAAAUUGACUGAAACCAGGGCAAAAGCAGCAGAGCUUUCCAUACGUUGCUCAAAAAUGGAAGAGUCGAGUUCAUCGCUGUCGAGGCCACAGUUCGGCAUCCGUGUCAAAAAGUUGCAGCGCACCACUGGAGUUGCAAGGGAUUUAGCCUUGAAAUGUCGCAUCGCACAAGCUCGUAGAGAUCUCUUGGGGCGACUGGCAAGGCAGUUAACUAGUGAUGCUUUCUUGCAGGGUGCCUCUGCAGUGUUGGCCAUUGUUUUUGACGUGAACAGAGAAGUCAGAGAAGUGAAGGAGUGGAAUGAGGUUCUUAGCAGGUCUGUCCGAGAAGCUAUGCAGAAAAAGGUUCCGGAAGUCUCAAACUGCUGCGUUUCCUGGGACAUCGACAAUGAUCAGCUGAUUCUUUACAUUCUGAACCCGUCUUCAAACUUUGAAUCUGAAUUUGCAAUACACAGUGACGGCACCUGUCAGCUUGCGCCAGUGGUUGAGGCCGCUAUCAGGGCUGAGCUUGGCAAUUCAGAGCUGACUCUGGGGGUUUCGCCAAAAGCAUCAAGGCGAUUCAAUGCAGCACAGAUUGAUACCCCUUUGGACCUUCUGAGUUUGGGUAUUCACUUUCACGGCCUACAAGGGAGCGCUUUGACAAUUGAUUGGGUGGAGCCUGCGAGAUGGGCAGAUGUUUUUGGUUUGAAGAUGGAUGAUGUGAUCAUUUUUGCGAACCAGCGUUCAACUGCAGAAAUGACACUGUCCCAGAUACCCCUCCAUGCUGAGGGCGGUGGCCUCAAAUUAUGCGUGUCAAGGGCAGUGUGACAAAUGUCGGAACGCGAAAAGAAGAAACAGAAACAGCCAUACAACAAGAUUUGCAGUGACGCUCUCACAAUUCACGCGUUCUAUAUGAUCUCAGGGACGAAAAUCCAUGAAAAUCCCUAUUUGCGAGGGGCCACUUGAGGAGGAGGAAGUGUGAAGUGAAGAUGCUUGGUCUGAAAAUCUGUGCGAACACUCGAGAAUCAUUGACGUACAGAGUGGCAUCCCAAGUACUUUGAUUUGCUAGUUUCAACCUGGCCUUACUAUGGCUACCACGGCCUGCAAGUAGAGCAUGCACCUCCAAGAUCUUCCAAGAUAAAUGAACGAAAGGAUGAAAUGAAGCUUUUGCCGGGUGGACUGAAGGUGCGAUGGGCGAAGCUAAUGUACAGUAUAUACUAGUAGCCAUAUAGCAGGAAGACUACGGUUCGAAUCGGUUCGAUCCGGUUUCAAUUUCAAAAUAUGAACCUGUUCCGGUUCGAUUAUCAAUAUAGAAUAUAUAGAAACCCCAUCCAGUUCCCGGUUCCUGCCGGUUCAAGCUUGGCGAUGAUUAUGAUCUUCAUUGGGAACAUGGCCUCUCAUCACUAGGAGCUCUCAUGGACUCAUUUUUGAAGAUCAGAAUUAAUUCUUUAACAUUCAUAAUCAUUAAAUUUAAUUCCAAAUAAUUUCAAUUACAUUCAUUGUCUGAGAGGUUGGCAUGUGGGCCAGUCCAAUUGCAGCAUUUUGCUCAGAGACAGAAGAAAGUGGCAAGCACUUG